Molecule: messenger RNA, 1546 nt
Organism: Zingiber officinale
Lineage: Eukaryota; Viridiplantae; Streptophyta; Magnoliopsida; Zingiberales; Zingiberaceae
Product: SNAP25 homologous protein SNAP33-like
Exons: 6
Coding region: 335-1225 (296 amino acids)
Cellular component (GO): SNARE complex; plasma membrane
Molecular function (GO): SNAP receptor activity
Source: RefSeq, a predicted model, not a curated record
AUAGCUUGCCUUGUUGCCACCGCAGCGCCGCCCAAGGUGGUUCCUUGCUCGGCCCUUCUCUGUUAUCGUCACAUCGCACGCUGUUUUGAUUCGUUGAAAGUUCAAACCUCCCUCCGGACGCGCUGUUUGGCGAUUCCGCCUCUCGCUUUGGCACCAUCGUAGCUUAAUAGCGUGCGCAGCUUGCCUUCCUCAACGCGACGGGUUGACUUUUGGAAUUCCGCGCAACUUUGAUCCAGAAAGGUUAUUUUCUUCCGAUCUUCUUGUUAUUCUGAAACUUUGAUGCUACCUUCUUCGCUGAAUCCUCAGAAAAGUUAAUAAGUGGUUCCACAUUAAAAUGAGCAACAAAAGAACUCCCUGGAGCAACAAACAACAACAGCAUGUAAAGCCAGGACUUUCUAGAUCAACCCCUAAUGAUUCUGUUUCUGACUCGGAACUUGAGGUAAACAGCGUGCCUGCUAAACACUCCUCGGCCUCUGUUGUCAGCACGACAAAAUUUAACAGCAGUCAAUUUGAGUAUGACAAAGAUGAAGGAAGAGGGGCAUCGUACAUGGGAUUUUCAGUUGAAAGAAACAAAUACAAGAAUGACUUUCGUGAUUCUGGGGGUAUUGAGAAUCAAUCAGUGCAGGAACUUGAAAAUUAUGCUGUGUACAAGGCAGAAGAAACUACGAGUAAACUAAAUGGGGUUCUAAAAAUAGCUGAAGAGAUUAGAGAAGAUGCUUCAAAGACUCUUGUUACCUUGCAUCAACAAGGUGAGCAAAUUACAAGGACCCAUCAAAGUGCUGCUGACAUUGACCAUGAUCUUAGUAGGGGUGAAAAGCUUUUGGGAAAUCUUGGGGGCUUGUUUUCUAAGACAUGGAAGCCGAAGAAAACCCGUGAAAUAAGAGGACCUCUUCUAACAAGAGAUGAUUCUUUUAUAAAACGGAGUAGCCAUCUGGAACAAAGACAAAAAUUGGGGUUAUCAGGUCCUCGUCCCCGGUCAGAACCUCGACAUUUUGCUGAGCCUACAUCUGCACUUGAGAAAGUGGAGGUUGAGAAGGCAAAACAAGAUGAUACGCUAGAUGAUCUAAGCAACUUGCUCGGAGACUUGAAGAAUAUGGCUCUCGACAUGGGUUCUGAGAUUGAGAGGCAGACUGUGGCUUUGGAUGCAGUGCAGGAUGAUGUGGAAAUAGUGCGUGCGAGAGUUAAAGAUGCAAACAUUCGGGGGCGCCGACUACUGGGUAAAUAAAUUGAAUCGUUUACUGAAAGAUUCGUGUAGCGGUGUCGCUUUUGAGUUCAUGCUCAUGAGUAGUGUGAUUCCUGACUUAGAUAAUUGCAUGUUAUAGUGAAACAAAUCUACUGUUUUACCGUCGAUGAUGUAGUUCGAUUCACUUGUGCACUAGUAAAGAGUCCUAGCCAACACAUGUAAGUAGGAUUAAGUCCCUUGUAAUGAUGGCUACAAUAAGAUCAGAGCCAAUCAACUCACAUGUUUUGAUUUACUCGUUUGGUUCAACCAACUCAUUCGAUCUAUCGACUCUCAUCAGAAAUCUAGUCCAUCAUAUUUUAUCAA